AAAUAUGCAAAGUUAUAGCCAACUGCCAUCCUUACUGGAUACUGCGGAAUAAAAGUAACCUACUGACAACAUGAAAGAAUUAAAUUUUACCCAAAACAAGAUAAACCCUUUUUGUCAUUCUUCCCCUUAUCCAAGUGCAAAAAUAUGAAAUCUAAAUCAAUAUAUCCAUUUUGUUUGCCCAUAUCAUGCUGAUGCAUGACCUUUAUCCAUCUCAGCUUUUAUAAAUGGGACUGAAAAUCAGCCAAAGUUUUCUGAAUUUUUUAGUCAUACUACUACAAUUUUUUAGAGAGAGAAAUGGAAGUAGAAUUUCAAGGUUCAAUUUUUCACCAAAUUCGAGCGGAAAUUCCUCCUGUUAUCAAACCCAAUAAUACCCAUAUUGGCAUUCUUAGAAUCCCCUCAACUUUUGGAGAAAACUUUCCUUAUUCAUGUUCAAGAUGGAAAUCAGUAGAAGUACAUUGCAAUAACAGUCAGAGUUUACAGCACUCUGCUGUGUCGACUAGUGACAGUCAGAGGCUACCUGAGCUUUCUUUCAACAGGUUGCAGCCUUGUGACAAGGAGUGUGAUGGAUUACGUAGGCAUAAAUUUGGUCGAUUUCUGGCUCGUGAAGCUGUUCUUGAUGAAGAAUACUGGACAGCAGCAUGGUUGCGUGCAGAAGCUCAUUGGGAAUCUGUAUCAUACAUGCGGCACAUAGAAGCAUUCAAAAGAAAGUAUGCAGAGCAGGAAUUCUAUGCACUGAAAAGUCGAUGCUCUGGACAAGAUGGAAACUCCCUAAAGUGCCUCUGUCUAGUCGCAAUGAAAAGGGAGGAGAAAAAUGUCAGGAGAACUGUGCUUAACAGUGUUGUUGGAACUCUAGAUUUAAGCAUACGGCAAUUUUUGCAAGGAGAAAUAUAUCCAGGGGAGACAAAGAGGUCAUCUGGAAUCUUGGCAAGUCAGGUGCCCUUUGAUGCACACAAGUAUGCGUAUGUUGCUAAUGUUUGUGUUUCAAAAUUUGUUCGGCGCCAGGGAAUUGCUUCAAAUUUGCUUCAUUUGGCCACCGAUGUUGCUGUCACAUCAGGUAUGAAGCAACUGUUUGUUCAUGUUAAUUUAGACAACAAGGCUGCUCAAGAAUUAUACUCUAAAGCUGGUUUUGAGAUUGUGGAGGGUGCCUCAUCCGCCUCAGAAGUUCAGAGGCUUUUAAUGUUGAAGGUGCUAUGAGACUUCUAUGACUUUUAUACAAAUUUAUAUCCAACACGUGUAAAUAUUUUUUUAACCUCUAUAAAGGUAUCUCUCUCUCUACCUUA
Molecule: messenger RNA, 1280 nt
Organism: Chenopodium quinoa (quinoa)
Lineage: Eukaryota; Viridiplantae; Streptophyta; Magnoliopsida; Caryophyllales; Amaranthaceae
Exons: 9
Coding region: 295-1194 (299 amino acids)
Molecular function (GO): acyltransferase activity, transferring groups other than amino-acyl groups
Source: RefSeq, a predicted model, not a curated record